Messenger RNA from Bradysia coprophila, 2800 nucleotides. It is a transcript of the gene Galphai, whose product is annotated as G protein alpha i subunit. Lineage: Eukaryota; Metazoa; Arthropoda; Insecta; Diptera; Sciaridae. The record is from RefSeq and is a predicted model, not a curated record. Gene Ontology annotation, biological process: adenylate cyclase-modulating G protein-coupled receptor signaling pathway. Gene Ontology annotation, cellular component: cytoplasm; heterotrimeric G-protein complex. Gene Ontology annotation, molecular function: G protein-coupled receptor binding; GTPase activity; G-protein beta/gamma-subunit complex binding.
CCACAAUAAAAAGUUCGUUUUCAUCGGCGGCUACUCGGGCGGAGUCAGAUUCAAUUGCCAUAGUCUAAUUUUUUGUGAUGAUUAAUCAGUGUACAAACGGUAUUUUUCUACAGAUUUCGCGUUUUUGUGUUAAUUAAUUUGUGCAUCAAGUGUCCGUAAGCAGUAAGGAAAUUUGUGUUUUUACAAUGGGUUGUGCAGUUAGCGCAUCUAGGGAUAAAGAAGCCCAGGAACGUUCAAAGAAAAUUGAUGCUAGAUUGAGACUCGAUGCUGAACGACAGGCAGCUGAAGUGAAAUUAUUGCUUUUGGGUGCUGGCGAGUCCGGAAAAUCGACCAUCGUGAAACAAAUGAAAAUUAUUCACGAAACAGGAUAUUCGCCGGAAGAAUGUGAACAAUAUCGACCCGUCGUGUACAGUAACACAAUACAGAGUUUAAUGGCAAUAAUACGAGCGAUGGGACAACUGCGCAUUGAUUUUGCCGAUCCGAAUAAAACAGUAAGUUUCACUUGGAUCUGUACUCACCGAGUUCUCAACUCAAAAUCGAUUUUUUUUUCAAAGGAUAUUGCACGACAGUUUUUCACAUAUGCAACCCAAGCGGAAGAGGGAGUUCUCACUCCAGAAUUGGUGAUGUUAAUGAAAAAAUUAUGGUCUGAUCCCGGUGUGCAAUUGUGCUUUUCGAGGUCCCGUGAAUAUCAACUGAAUGACUCAGCCGCUUAUUACUUAAAUACCUUAGAUAGAAUAUCACAGCCUAAUUAUAUUCCAACACAACAGGAUGUGUUAAGAACUAGAGUUAAAACCACCGGCAUAGUUGAAACACAUUUCAGCUUUAAGGGACUACAUUUCAAGAUGUUUGAUGUGGGAGGUCAACGCUCGGAACGAAAGAAAUGGAUUCACUGUUUCGAGGGCGUCACGGCUAUUAUAUUCUGCGUUGCAUUAUCCGGCUACGAUUUGGUGCUGGCCGAAGACGAAGAAAUGAAUCGGAUGAUCGAAUCGAUGAAGCUGUUCGAUUCCAUUUGCAAUUCGAAAUGGUUUGUGGAAACGUCGAUCAUUCUGUUCCUGAACAAAAAGGAUCUGUUCGAAGAGAAGAUAAAUCGUUCGCCGCUGACGAUCUGUUUCCCCGAGUACACAGGUUCGAAUACAUACGAGGAAGCGUCCAGCUACAUACGAAUGAAGUUUGAAAAUUUGAAUAAGCGAAAAGAUCAGAAGGAGAUUUAUACGCAUUUAACGUGUGCCACCGAUACGAAUAAUAUCCAAUUUGUGUUUGAUGCGGUCACCGAUGUUAUAAUUAAGAAUAAUUUGAAAGAUUGUGGUCUGUUUUAAGGGCGGGGAAGUGGGACCGAAAAUCUAAUUGAUUCAUUGAAUGGUAACAAUACAACACACACACAUUAGAGAGUAAACUUAGUGAAACUUAGACACGUAAGUCUCUGCACAAAAAAAAAUUGUUUUUAUUUUAUUUAACACACAAAAAGAAAUGGUGAGCUCAAUUUGUUGUCGAUCGAGUAGAUGUGCGGUUGGUGUCACAUUUUUUUUAUCAGCCUAAAAACACGAAAAAAAAUGUCAUUGAUUUAUGCGGGCCAGAGUUGGUGCCUGCGCACCCAAAUCAACUUAUGUUCAUUCCGCACAAGAUUAUUUUUUAAAACUUACAAAGUGAUUGCACGGAUAACACCAACAAAAAUUCCAUUGUUAGAGUGACCUGGCAUAGAGGUGACACCCUUUGAACUUGUUACAUUUUCAUUUUCUUCUCACUCUUGAAUACCAAUGCCAAACUUUAAAAAAACGAAUUGACUGAAGUUAGUGGCACAUUUUACCACCCAUCCAUAACUUGGUCAGUGUUGGUCUAAAUGUUCCUAAAUUGACUUAUACUUACUGUAGCACGAAUAUAUAAUCAACAACAACGGGGAGAGAAUAUUUUCUCGUCCCGGUUUAUCACAACCACUAAAUGUUUUAAAUUGUCACAAAUUUACGAAACCUUUGGACUAAUUUUGCUUUUUUCUAUUUUAAAUGCAAGAUCGACUUUACUCAAUGUAUAAUACAGGAAUUGUCUUAAACACAAAAGAAUGAGAAAAUGACAAAAUUUUUGUAGCAAAAUUUUUCUUAGAGCGAAAACGAAACGUUUUCGUAGUAAGGUGGGAAGGGAACACAGAAAGUAUUUCUGAUAUUUUUGUAUAACGGAGAUUUUAGUAGAGUGAAUGUACGCUUUAGUGAAUUGUUUUGCACCCAUCAAUGUAUAAUGUUGUUAAAUCGUCGAUGGGCACCAAUCCGGUAAAGAAAAUUGGCCAUGCCGAAACUCUUGCCAUUAUGACGAUAUGAAGGAAAAUCUUCAGAUAAUUUAAAAGGAACGAAAGAAAUCCGAGGACGCAAGAUUAGUUGUCAGCCCAGUUUGCUUGAAAGGUAUGAAUUUUGCAAAAGAUCAUUUAAAGUUAAUGAGAUCCGUUUCUCGGUAAAAUUAUUUUUGAAAAUAUCCGCCACUAAUCACGGGGGAUGCGAGCAACGAAUUCAGAAUUUUACUCUGUUUCACGGAGUAAUUUUUCUUCCGUAUUUCAUGGAAGCCUACAACCAAUAACGGCAAGAAUUUCUGCCUUUCCUUUUAUUUACGUUAGUGGUGUCUUCGCCUCGCUGAAUAUUUACAGGCUGAUGCUGAGAAAUCUGAGUUGAAAAGUGAAAAACCGAAUAAAUCGACCGAUUAAAUUAAGAUUGCUAUUCUAGUCUGGGACGCGGACAGUCAAUCCAUGUGGUUGCACUUCGUUGACGAUGUACCACCCAAGUGACAACGGAAGUGGAAGCGAUUUUUCAUGUGCAAUUUU